UUUAAAAACAAUUUCCAUUAUCUUGAGCAGCUAUGCAAUACUGUAUAAGUAGUUCUGUGAGUUCAAAGUGUUUUUUUUUUCAGCAGCAUUCCUUAGCAUCAGAAGGAACUUCCAGGUGUUUCGACAUUGCUGAUAACUAGAAGCAUAAACAUCGUAGUUUAUGGAAUUAGAAAGUAGUUAAUAGUAUUGUUUGCGCCCGAAGUAAACACUAGUUUGUGUGGGCGAUACGUGUUAAGGACGACGAAAGUGUCAAACGAACAGCAAAUAUGCUGGAAUGUACGUUCAAUUUGUUUCUGGGGAUUUUCGCUGUUCUAGGAGGAGUCUGGCUCGCGGGUCGAUUUCUUCUCAAAGAAGACGUAGUAUACAUUCCCGACGGAAAACGGCGUCAUGCGUGGAAGUCCGUGAAGCUGUUGAAUCGAUCCUGCUUCUGUUCGAUAUGCGAAAUAUUGAUGUCAUCGAAUGGAUUAUUUUGUGAAAAUUGCGGUGUAUGUUCCGAUAAUGGUUGCGUUCGUAAGGCAGAUGUGGAGUUCCGUUGUAAGGAGCUUCGGAUUCGUACCCGGGCGGAUGAUGGACGAGAGAGUCGUCACCUUUGGGUGAAGGGAAAUGUCCCACUUGGAUCGGAAUGUUGCGUCUGCUCGGUGGAUGUAGACCAGAUCAGCGAGCCGGGAUUAUACGGGCAGCGUUGUGCCUGGUGCCAGCGAGCGGCUCACGAUAAAUGUUUUAGCGAGAUAUCCGGAAGUCUAUGUGAUUUUGGGGAGUUCAAAGACAUGAUUUUUCCUCCAAAGUGUGUUUUGGCCUCUCGCAGUAAGGGAGCACUGAAGGUUCAUUUAACCGGUAUUGUUCCACCGGAAUGGAAGGACCAGUGGAAGCCGUUGAUUGUAAUUGCAAAUUCGAAAUCCGGCAGUAGCGGAUCUCCGGAAAUAGUUGCUCAAUUGAGAGGAAUUUUACAUCCGUUGCAAGUGUUGGAAUUAUCCCAUGGUCCUCAGGAAGCGCUACAGUGGGCGAUCUUUGCAGCUCCCGCAACUUGUAGGAUUCUGGUAGCUGGAGGUGAUGGAACCGUCGAUUGGGUAUUGAACACAAUUUUGCAGAUGCGAGUUGAACCUCAACCAGAGGUGGCAAUUCUACCGCUGGGAACUGGUAACGACCUGUCACGCGUUCUCGGUUGGGGCUCUGAAGGCCCGGAUGUGUUCAAUCCCAUAGAGUACUUGCGUAUGGUUCAAAAGGCACAACCUGUAAAAUUGGAUCGUUGGUUGAUGGAAAUCGCUGUGCAUCACCAUGGGAGAUUCCACGUGCCCCGAUUCCAUUAUAGACGAAGUGUGUUCGUUUAUAAUUAUUUUAGCAUAGGAGUGGACGCGUUGGUUACUUUGAAUUUCCACAAGGCUCGAGAAAGCUCGCUGUAUCUCUUCAGUAGCAGAUUUAUUAAUAAGGCUUUGUACCUCUGCUUUGGAACGCACCAGGUGGUUCAGCAGGAUUGUGUUGACUUGGAGAAGAAAAUUGAACUGUUUUUAGACGAUGUAAAAAUCGAUCUACCGGAAUUGCAGUCAAUCGUCGUACUUAAUAUCGAUUCUUGGGGCGCCGGUGUCAAACUUUGGGAAAUGAGUCGCGACUCGCCGAACCACGGAGGUAACAUUCGCGAAACACACAGCAUUUCGGAUGGAAUCUUGGAAGUGUUUGGUGUAGUUUCAUCUUUUCACAUCGCCCAGCUACAGGUUGGAUUGAGUAAACCAGUCCGACUGGGGCAAGCCCGCAGUGUGAAGUUGCAAAUUUACAACACACUUCCGGUGCAGGCGGAUGGUGAACCGUGGAUGCAAUCGCCCUGUGAUAUUACCAUUAAUCAUUGCGGUCAGGCCACCAUGCUUCGCAAUACGUGCCAGUGAAUACGAGUAAGUAUAGUUACCAGAUAAGUGCUCUCUCUCUCUCUGUCUGUCUUUCGCAAGUCGAAUCAUAUCGAAGGAAACUGAAGAGCAUUUCUAUUGUCGCAAUUCUCAAUAAGGGCGGUGGGAAAAGAUCCACAAUCGCUUGUUUUUUCAGAUCUGUCAUAUCAUAUUUUGCUAUGGACAAUAAUGGGUACCAUGAUUUCAUGGAAUUGUGAUUUUGAACUAUUUUACUAACGCUACUGUGUUGUAUUGUUGUCUUUUUGAGAUUAUGCUCUAUGGUUGUUUCCGCUUUAUCAUGGCUGAAUUGACAAAUUAUACUGCCAUUCCAGCACGUUCUCAAAAUAGUGAUAUGCAGCAGAAUCCGUUCAUAAUUGUGUUUUUUAUUGUGUUGCUUAAAAAAUAUUAAAAAAAAAUGCAAUUUCAGGAGGCAUUCGGUUUUCUAAAUUUCAUUGUUGACGGCACCUGAAUCAAAAUAUCAAUUUACUUUCCACGGGUACAUAUUGCUUGCCAAAUAAGGAAUAUCAACGUUAACCGAUUCCUGAUUGUUUAGAGUACCGGAUUUUCCAUAUGAAUGUCAACAUUUUUUCACGAAUCUUCUAAUCGAUUCGCUAUUGUUCGCAAUAAAACAGCAAACUUGAAAGAAGAGAAACAUUUGGUUGAGUUUCGUGAUCGCCCUUCACGUGACAAUUUUGUAAAUGCUUUGUCAAUCUUGUUUUUUAUAUAUUCCACGCAUUCAGAACGAUAUUUCCAACUGUAUGAUUCGGCAUCCUAGAGCCAUAAGAUAGAUUUAUAAUUAACGAUAUUGACUAUAACUUAUAUAUAAACUAGGUGUAAGUUAUUCAUAAGAGUCGAUAUAUGCAAAUAUCUCGUUUAAAAAUCCUCCAAAAAAUCUCAUGUAUGAAAUCUAAUCAGGCCCGCCAAGUGAGUAUGUUUGCUACCAGUGUUCUUGAAUUAUUGGCAAACGUGACUUGAAAUAUUUUUUAAUCCAUAAGAAUUAAAACCUCUAAAGGUUCUCGAUCAAAAUCCAGAAAGUUUUUUAUCUUUUUUCAUUAUGAAUGUAAGUCUGAAGCUGUUGGGAAAUUUUUGUUAUGCAGAGUUUUCAUGUUCACACAAAAAAUUUAUAACGUAUAAGUGAAAUUUUUUCGCCAGCUAUGAUGACCGUCAUUUCACUCCCGAGCUACUAGUAGCGAAGUAGUUUGCGUGAAUUUAUAUACCUCAUGAUUGUUUGCAAUGAUGUACUUGAAAUUAGAACACGUCUUUUCCAAUCUCGGCUUAUUCACCAAUGAGGGGUGGCCAUUUUUUGUAAUUGUAUGUUUUUUUUGCAUUAUUUUUGUUAGAAAUUACUUUUACCGAUCGAAUUAAAAUAAAUAGUUGUAAUUUAUGGGGGUUUCAACGUGUACUUUAUAGUGAUUGCAGGUUUAAAGCUGUUCUAUUUAUUAUGCAUUUUUAAUAAAGCAUUUUGGGAAGAUUUUUUCGAGUAUGUGUACGUCAUAAAAAUAUUUAAAAUUUACUCAUUAUAUGUGUCAAAUGCGCUUAAGUCCAAAUAUACCAAAUUGAAAUAAAGAUAUAUAAUAUGUG
Molecule: messenger RNA, 3455 nt
Organism: Topomyia yanbarensis
Lineage: Eukaryota; Metazoa; Arthropoda; Insecta; Diptera; Culicidae
Gene: Dgkepsilon
Product: diacylglycerol kinase epsilon
Exons: 4
Coding region: 267-1877 (536 amino acids)
Molecular function (GO): ATP-dependent diacylglycerol kinase activity
Source: RefSeq, a predicted model, not a curated record